This is a messenger RNA of Parnassius mnemosyne (clouded apollo), 459 nucleotides long. The record is from the annotation of a GenBank genome assembly. NCBI's taxonomy places the organism in Eukaryota, Metazoa, Arthropoda, Insecta, Lepidoptera, Papilionidae.
AUGGAAGAAGGCUUCGUCAAAGGACAAAGUGAUAAUUUGCCUAAUAUUGAUAUACACAGCAAUGGACUUUUUUUCUUUAAAUCCGUCUUAUAUAUCAACAUUGAGAUGAAAAUUUCACUUCACUAUCUGAUCUGCAAAUACAAAAGUGAAAAAGACGAAUUUAGUGUGAACAACUUUGUAGAAUUUUGCAAGCACAAUAUUACUGAAGAGCAAUGUCUUUCAACAGAAAAAGCGACAAAAGAUCAAUCUACCACUUCUCUUUGGUUUGAACUCCGAUGCGGUAGAAUCACGGCUAGUAUAGCUCAUGAAGCAUCGAAAUGUAAUACUGCGGAUGGUGUACUUGUAGAAAAAAAUUUAGGAGCUAAUCAAUUAAAGAACCGUUUGCUAUACAAAGAGAUUAUUGUAGUUAAUGAUUGUACAUUAUUCUGGAAACAUAUUUUUGAUGCAAUGAUUAAAUAA